Myotis lucifugus (little brown bat) is the source of this 5460-nucleotide messenger RNA. RefSeq names its product CXADR, Ig-like cell adhesion molecule (gene CXADR). The record is from RefSeq and is a predicted model, not a curated record. Gene Ontology annotation, molecular function: cell adhesion molecule binding. The coding region runs from base 16 to 1287 and encodes 423 amino acids. Gene Ontology annotation, biological process: homotypic cell-cell adhesion. Gene Ontology annotation, cellular component: basolateral plasma membrane; intercalated disc; bicellular tight junction. Lineage: Eukaryota; Metazoa; Chordata; Mammalia; Chiroptera; Vespertilionidae. The transcript has 6 exons.
CUCUAUACAGUUGGGAUGUUCACGGAGCUCUUAAAGGAAAGUAUAUUGAAUAAGACAUUAUAUUGUUAUUCUAAUUUUACAAAGGCACAAACUGACAACCGGGCACCGUUGAGUUUGAACUCUCUUACUCUGGUUUCAAAUCGCAUCUUGUUUCCACCGCAUCCUGUGUCCCUUCUGAACGGCUGGGUGGGCCGAGGGUUCAGAUGCUUAGUUUGUGUGUUUCCUUCUCCAGAUGUCACCAGAAGUUUGAUUAUCACCAGUCCUGACCACAUGAUUGAAAAGGCCAAAGGGGAAACUGCCUAUUUGCCCUGCAAAUUUACUGAAGGUCCGGAAGACCAGGGACCGCUGGACAUCGAGUGGCUGCUGUCCCCAGCCGAUAAUCAGAAGGUGGAUCAAGUGAUUAUUUUAUAUUCUGGAGACAAAAUUUACGAUGACUACUAUCCAGAUCUAAAAGGACGAGUACAUUUUACCAGUAGUGACCUCAAAUCCGGGGAUGCGUCAAUAAAUGUAACAAAUUUACAGCUGUCAGAUAUUGGCACGUAUCAGUGCAAAGUGAAAAAAGCCCCUGGCGUUGGAAAUAAGAAGAUUCAGCUGAAAGUUCUUGUUAAGCCUUCGGGUACAAGAUGUUAUGUGGAUGGAUCGGAAGAAAUUGGAAAUGACUUUAAACUAAAAUGUGAACCCAAGGAAGGUUCACUUCCAUUACAAUAUGAAUGGCAGAAAUUGUCCAACUCACAGAAGCUGCCCACAGCACUGGUGUCAGAAAUGACUUCCUCUGUUAUCACUGUAAAAAAUGCCACCACUGAGUACUCGGGGACGUACAAGUGCACCGUCAGCAACAGAGUGGGCUCUGACCAGUGCCAGCUGCGCCUGGAUGUUGUUCCUCCGUCAAACAGAGCUGGAACAAUUGCAGGAGCUAUUAUAGGAACUCUGCUUGCUCUCAUGCUCAUCUGCGUGAUCAUCUUUUGCUGCCAUAAAAAGCGCCGAGAAGAAAAAUAUGAAAAGGAAGUUCAUCAUGAUAUCAGGGAAGACGUGCCUCCCCCCAAGAGCCGGACGUCCACAGCCAGAAGCUACAUCGGCAGCAAUCACUCAUCCCUGGGAUCCAUGUCUCCUUCCAACAUGGAGGGCUAUUCCAAGACUCAGUAUAACCAAGUACCAAGUGAAGAUUUUGAACGCGCUCCUCAGAGUCCGACUCUCCCGCCCGCUAAGGUAGCUGCCCCUAAUCUCAGUAGGAUGGGAGCGGUGCCGGUGAUGAUUCCAGCCCAGAGCAAGGACGGGUCUAUAGUAUAGGGCCUCCGAACCUCUCACUCCGUGCUCCACACCUCUCUUCUUCUUUUGAAAUAGGAAAACCUAUUUUGUUCUAAAUUUUGCUACCAGCCUCAAUAGAUCAAAAAAUGAACCAAAAACUGUAAGAAACGUACUUCAAAAAGUUGUGUUUGUUUUUAUUGGAAUAGUAUAGGCAUUAAAGUUACUAAAGACAAAUUUGCCAUCUGAAAAAGAUUUCUUAAAGAUUUUGUCAGUUUCUAACUACCAAUGCUUAGUAAUAUGUAGCACUUUGGAUAUGAAAUCAUAGGAGAAGAUAUUGGUGAACUUACAUGUACACCAAGCUGAUACUUGAAUCAUCUUAAAAAGUAGUACUUUUUCAUUCCUGCCAUUAUUUUUAGGAUGCCUUUCUCAAUUAAUUUAUGACCCAAAAUUGGCAAAGAAGCAUUCAUGGCAAAAAAUUCUUAUAGUCCUUUAUGUUUGUUCUUUGAAAACUCUAAAUGUGUUUGGAAUAGCUCUAGUAACAUAAAAACACUCUACAGGGUUCUAGAAAUUACUAGUUCUACUUUCAGGUCAUGCAUAAGCCUUGUCUAUGGAAUGAUUGCUUAAGUAUUUGAUUGAUGGACUGUUGGCAAUAGGCAACAGAGGCAUAGUAAGCUCUUUUAUAUGCUAAAGUAAAGGAGCACCUAUGGAUUUAUUUAGCAGGUUUGCUGUCACUACAUAGAGCGAUGACACUAGGUAUGGUAGUGAGGGUGGAUUUCAGCGAUGAGCAAUCUGGGGUGAUCUCCAGAACAGAGACCCGCCAGAGCAAGGAUGGGGAAUCCUGCAGUUCCCAACCACAUACUGGCUCUCUGCAUUAGGUGAUAUUUUUCUACUAAGAAAAAAAUUAUAACAUUUAUUAUUGGACAGAUACAGAUUGAAAUUCCCUAAUUGUUGGUUCCAAAUUUUAAGAAGUUCAGCGUUUUGUUGUUGUCGUUUUUGGAUGGUGUUGCAUGUUAUACGUUCCAGAAACAUGUAAUCCUAAGUCUACCUUCCUGAAUGCAGUUUCUGGAGGAUGUUCCUUCAUAGGCUCGGAAUGACGGAGCGCAUUUAAGCUAGUCGGUGUCCUUCGCAAUUCUGCCUUCCAGACUUGGGAGGACGCACAGUUGCUAUUCUACUGCCAACCUGUCUGUGCAGUCGCAGAAAAUCCAGUUGAGUUUUGAAAAGUUUGAGUCCUAGUUUUGUGAAAGUGAUUUAUUCUUAAAAAAAAGAAAGAAAGGAAAGGGAGUAAAAGGAAUACUCCCAACUGCCAAAUGUGUUAAAUACUGUUUUAGUAGAAAGUAAAUUUAUUGUAUUUCCCUUAAGAUUGCAAGGGAGUGUGGAUAUAGUAGAAUGAGCCAGCAGUUUCUUUAUAGUAAGUAAGGUCUGCAAUAAAUUAUUUCACUAGCUCUAAAACCUGUUCCCUCCAUUUCGUAGGGAGUUGGUUUCUGUUCAUCUCUUUGGGUGCUGUGGUGGUUCAUGCGGCAUUAGAAAUUAAUGUUGGCAUGACUUUCUGAUUAGUAAGAGUAUUGUGUACACUUUUUAAUGGUAAAUUUAAGCGGAAUGUCUGUGUAAUGAAUUAGUGUAUGGUUUCACAUAUUCGGAAGCCUUUUUUAAAUAGGGUUUUAACCUCACACAAUAUUGCUUUUAUACUUGUGUUAACAGUUUCGUUUGUGCCUUUUGGGUCAUUUAAUUUCUAUUAUGAAUUUCUGGUGCCUAUGAGCUAGCUAUCACCUGAAAGGUGCUUAGAGGUGAAGGUACUGUUCCUAAAAAUGCAUCACUGUGACACCUUCCUAUCCUCAGACUUCAAUCUUGCCUCCUCUUUUCUGUUCUUUUUUGUAUGCAAAUUAACAGACUGUGUUAUCCAUAAAGACUAAAAUUUCAACAUCCCCAACACUCUUUGGCUGUGUUUCUGAUUUUAUAAUAGUAACUAUUUUUGAACUCCAGAUGUCUGGUCUGUUUUAUAUGAAUACAAAUGUAUAUACAAUAGUACUAAGAAAUACCAGCACAAACUCUAAGAAACAACUUUUGGUCUUUAUUAGUUUUCAUGCACUGAAGAUUAUGCUAUCAAUCUAAGUAGAAAUUACUACAAAAAAUGGACACAUGUAAGGCUUUCCUUGCCUAGACUUCGUAGUUGGUCUAGGACCAUGGUCGGCAAACCGCGGCUCUCGAGCCACGUGUGGCUCUUCCACAAAAUACCACGUGUGCGCGCGCACGUACAGUGCGAUUGAAACUUCGUGGCCCAUGCGCAGAAGUUGGUAUUUUGUGGAAGAGCCGGUAUUUUUUGGAAGAGCCACACUUAAGGGGCUAAAGAGCCACAUGUGGCUCGCAAGCCACGGUUUGCCAAGCUGCAGUUUGCCGACCACUGGUCUAGGAUUUAGCUACAAAUAAGUCAGAAUCUCUUCCAGAAGCACCUGUACCCUCAGAAACAACCUCACAAAAAAUCAGUUGUGUAUCCUGUACAGACCUAUCGGGCGUGAUGACAUUUAGAGGACAGAAUUCAGGUUUAGGCUACGUCUUCAGCUACUCUCAUGGUAAAUUUCAGUUAAUCCAGAAGUCAGGUAGUUCUGCUUGACCCAUUAAGGGAUUCUCACUGAUAAUUUCAUUUAAACCAGAGAUCAGAUAUCUGUUCUGGAAUUAUUGGUAAUCAUCAAGCAAUUCAACAAAACUUGCUAUUCGAGCAUUGCCAUUGGAGCUCACCAGCAUCAGCCAAGGAUAGCACUGUGUCUUCGAGGCAAAAGCAAUUGAUUCCACUUUACACCUAAGAGACUCAAUACCCUUUUGUUGAGUUACACAGGAUAACUUGAGAAGCAGUGGUACCUUAGAGGACGUAGUUCUGUGCUUUAAUGUGUAGUUUACGGUGUUCUUUUAUUCUAACAUUCCCCUGUUAGAAGGCCAAAAAAAAUAAAAAAAUAAAAAUCUGCCCUGGAGUUGUUACAAUGGAAAUACAGCCAGAGUGUGUCGUAGGGGGAGGUUAAUUCAAGAAACACAAUUAGAUUAUUGGUAUGAAUUAAUAUUAUGAAAACGAUAAUUUUCAAGAUUGAGUUUCAUAAAUUAGGAGCAAGUAAAGGGGCAAAUAAACAUUUUGAUUAAAUAUAAAAAGAACUCGUUGCAUGAAGUUAGACAUCAAAUUCUAUAAUGGAUGGCUUUUUAAAAUAACCAUUCUCUGUCUUUCUGUGUGCGUGCAGCAUGUAAAUCUAAAGUUAUGUGAAUGUUUCAAGUUUUUCCUAAUCUCUUUUCACCUCCACAGUGUUUAGGGCUUUCAGACCCCUUAUUCCAGUGUGAACAGAAAAGGUCCAUAUUAUGUGCUUAAUGCUUUGACGUGUCGUGUAAGGAGUAGUUUGUAGAAAACGUUGACACCAUUUUAACUUCUUAGUGGCUUGUGACAUUAUAUAUUAUAUAUAUAUAUAUGUACAUACAUCUUUGUAAUAUUCUGUGUUUAGUAGUAUAAAUGUUCUGGGCAAGUUUUAAUAUUUCAAAUGCCUUUGGAUAGUCUUGCAAUAAAGGCAACAUAUUCUGCAGUUGGAUUUUUUACUUGUUUGCCUAUUUUGACACUAAAAUAUGGUCCAUAACUGAGCACAGAUUCUACUUAUUCAUGUUAUGGAAACAGGGAAGAAUAAUAAAUUUGUGAAUUGCAGUUCUGCUUAUCCUAUGGAUAGUAACACCAGCAAAUAUGUUAUCUUAUGAGUAACACCAGCAAAUAUGUUAUCUUAUGGAUAGUAACACCAGCAAUAUUUGCUGUAUCUGGCUUCUUACUGUUAAUCAAGUUUUACAAAGUACCCUGUUUUGUAAUUUGAGGGGAAAGUACCUGUUGGGAUUGGUGUUGGUCACGAACACUAAACCCUCCAAUCAAGGAAGAACUUUGCAUUUUUCUACUAACGUAUUUAAUGACACAAGUGUCAAGAGAACCACAAUUCACUGAUUCACUUAUUCUCAUCCCUUACUGUGAACAUUUGUAAUAAAUAAACUUGUACUACUGAGAAAAAAUAUUUUGACACUUCACAUAUGCAAGUAGAGAAUUGAUAGUGUCAGUUUCAAAGGUGAUUUUUGUAUUUAAAGUUUCUGGCUUAAAUAUCCAAUGGUGCAGAUUUUGAACUUUGUAAGAACAAAUUUGGUUAAAAAAGCAAGAACUUGCUCUAGCUUUGUGACCUUGUGUACUUUUCAAAUAAAAUUAAGAAAGUA